This is a messenger RNA of Homo sapiens (human), 2458 nucleotides long. RefSeq names its product inhibitor of growth family member 2 (gene ING2). NCBI's taxonomy places the organism in Eukaryota, Metazoa, Chordata, Mammalia, Primates, Hominidae. The transcript is spliced from 2 exons. Gene Ontology annotation, molecular function: histone H3K4me3 reader activity. Bases 139 to 981 code for a protein of 280 amino acids. The record is from RefSeq and is marked validated. Gene Ontology annotation, biological process: spermatid development; male germ-line stem cell asymmetric division; spermatogenesis. Gene Ontology annotation, cellular component: nucleus.
GAGCGCGGCCGUGCCCUCUCGAGCGGCUGCGGGGUCCCCGCGGCGCCGGGCUGCUGAGCUGAGGGCCCGCGGCGGCCGCGGCCGGUGCAUGUGCGGCUGCUGGAUGCGGAGGCGGCGGCGACGGCGCGGAUCGGCAGGAUGUUAGGGCAGCAGCAGCAGCAACUGUACUCGUCGGCCGCGCUCCUGACCGGGGAGCGGAGCCGGCUGCUCACCUGCUACGUGCAGGACUACCUUGAGUGCGUGGAGUCGCUGCCCCACGACAUGCAGAGGAACGUGUCUGUGCUGCGAGAGCUGGACAACAAAUAUCAAGAAACGUUAAAGGAAAUUGAUGAUGUCUACGAAAAAUAUAAGAAAGAAGAUGAUUUAAACCAGAAGAAACGUCUACAGCAGCUUCUCCAGAGAGCACUAAUUAAUAGUCAAGAAUUGGGAGAUGAAAAAAUACAGAUUGUUACACAAAUGCUCGAAUUGGUGGAAAAUCGGGCAAGACAAAUGGAGUUACACUCACAGUGUUUCCAAGAUCCUGCUGAAAGUGAACGAGCCUCAGAUAAAGCAAAGAUGGAUUCCAGCCAACCAGAAAGAUCUUCAAGAAGACCCCGCAGGCAGCGGACCAGUGAAAGCCGUGAUUUAUGUCACAUGGCAAAUGGGAUUGAAGACUGUGAUGAUCAGCCACCUAAAGAAAAGAAAUCCAAGUCAGCAAAGAAAAAGAAACGCUCCAAGGCCAAGCAGGAAAGGGAAGCUUCACCUGUUGAGUUUGCAAUAGAUCCUAAUGAACCUACAUACUGCUUAUGCAACCAAGUGUCUUAUGGGGAGAUGAUAGGAUGUGACAAUGAACAGUGUCCAAUUGAAUGGUUUCACUUUUCAUGUGUUUCACUUACCUAUAAACCAAAGGGGAAAUGGUAUUGCCCAAAGUGCAGGGGAGAUAAUGAGAAAACAAUGGACAAAAGUACUGAAAAGACAAAAAAGGAUAGAAGAUCGAGGUAGUAAAGGCCAUCCACAUUUUAAAGGGUUAUUUGUCUUUUAUAUAAUUCGUUUGCUUUCAGAAAAUGUUUUAGGGUAAAUGCAUAAGACUAUGCAAUAAUUUUUAAUCAUUAGUAUUAAUGGUGUAUUAAAAGUUGUUGUACUUUGUCUGUGACCUUAAUUUUCUGCACUGAGUUACCAAAUAUUUCCAACCAGGUAGUCUUCAGAUCACCUGAUGAAAGGAGCAGGGAACAGGAAGAGGGUGGUGUAAACAUUAUAAAAAUUUCACAAACCAUGCCUAUUUCAUUUUCACUUAAAACUGCAAUGUUAUUUUUUGGGUAAACACAAAAGUUUCACUAGCAUUUUAGUUAUACAUGCUUAAAAAAAUGUUAGAUGUAGUGGGAUUUCUCUUAAGCAUCAAAUGAUCUUGGGUACUUUAAAAUACAGACACUAUGCCAUUUGAGCUGCUUUUUCCCUAGUCCUAUUUAUACGUUGGCUUGUUCAUCUCUAGUCUUCUAGGAGUUUAAGGAACUGGAGAUAAGAGUAAUUUGGGAUUCCAUGUGGAAUAAUGUGCUCUUAUGAGAGUACGUGCUGCUGUCUUUUGCUUAGUAGCAUUUUGAUCCACUGUCAGUAGCCCAUUUGUCAAUGCCUUGCUGCUGCUUUGUAGAUAUACUUAGUCUAGUGCUUAAUAAGGGAGUUGUUUUGUGUUUUCUUUUAAUUGGGACAGGUAAGAGUAGUUAGCAUACCAAAAAUAUACAUUGGCUUACAUUGGCAAACUUUGGGUUAUAUAGUAUCACGGCUCAAGGUUGAACAAUUUAAAAAUACAUCUUAAUUAAUAGUAUUUUCCAUGUGACCUGCUGCCAGGAUGCGUAGCCACAGGCCUAUCAGUGGAAAGGGGCAUAUAGUAGUCUUUAAAUAUUGCCUUUAUGUCAGAGAGUUGUUUUAAAUGGUUUUGCUAGUGGUUAUUGUUCAUUUCUGUCCCAAUCAGUGACUAUUUUAAAUAAUAGUGUAUUUACUGUCUUAACUUCUAGUAUUGGUGCUGUUUGAUGUUUUCACAUUUAAUUAACUUAUUUCAUCAUCAUAAUGCAAUUAAUGUAUUUGUAAAUUGAAUUUUCCAAGAUUCUGAUAUUUGAAGGGUAAGCAUCUUGAUGGAUAUAUGUCCAUAUGUUUAGAGAAGGUUUUGGUUUUGGGGGCAGCAGAUUGACUAGUUCUUUAAAUCUGUGUGUAACGUAUGUUUUAUUCCUCAUUUCUUCCUAAUCUGAUGAUCUUGAUUCUUUUUGAUUAACAUGAAAAAUCCUGUCUGCUUGUUUUGGGAAAAAAAAAUGCUUUUUUUCUCUUCUAGCUCUCCUGUGUGACUUUUAGGCAUGUCAUUUCACCUUGUCUGGGUGUCAGGUCAUUCACCUGUAAAAUGAGUUGGCUUAAAUAUCUCCGAGAUUCCUUGGAAAUUUCUACUAUUUGCACUAUAGUGAGGAUUUUAAUAAUGACAUGACUUCUCUUUUCA